GACGGAAGCGGAAGUGGCACGUGGGGUGGGUGGAGAGCCGGCGGAGGCGCCCGCGAGUAAAUGCCGCAGAUUCUGGAAAGUUCUCACCGGGGAGCUACAUAAAGCUGGGCAAGCCGGAUUUCCCCUUCUCUAAAGGCCCGUAGUUCGGUUCGCGCGCUGCGAGUCUAGGAUUGUAGGAAGGAGCAGGUGCUCGAGCAAUUGGCGAGACUGUCCUGGUUAGCUAGACCAGCAGGCAGAGCGGCCAAGCGGCAGGGGGCUUGUCUGUCUUUCUUCCACCACCCCUCCCGGUGGCGCGGCGGCGAGUCCGGGCUGUCAGAGGCGAUUUGAGCUGAGCAAGCGCAAGACAGCGGCAGCAGCUGCAGCAGGAGCUAGCUGCACUCGGCAGGCCCGACGAGAAGCGGCGCGCAGGCAGAAGGAAAAAGCAACAGCAGGAGCUACAGCCAUGUCAGUGGUGGGACUGGACUUAGGCUCUCAGAGCUGCUAUAUUGCUGUGGCUAGGGCCGGGGGCAUCGAGACCAUCGCCAACGAGUUUAGCGACCGAUGCACCCCAUCAGUCAUAUCAUUUGGAUCAAAAAACAGAACAAUUGGAGUUGCUGCUAAAAAUCAGCAAAUAACUCAUGCAAACAACACAGUAUCGAACUUCAAGAGAUUUCAUGGCCGAGCAUUUAACGACCCUUUUGUUCAAAAAGAAAAAGAAAAUUUGAGUUUUGAGUUGGUUCCCAUGAAAAAUGGAGGUGUUGGAAUAAAGGUAAUGUACAUGGAUGAAGAACAUUACUUUAGUGUAGAACAAAUAACUGCAAUGCUGCUAACCAAGUUAAAGGAAACUGCUGAGAACAACCUCAAAAAACCAGUAACAGACUGUGUUAUUUCAGUUCCAUCAUUCUUCACAGAUGCUGAAAGGAGGUCUGUAUUGGAUGCUGCUCAAAUUGUUGGCUUAAAUUGCUUAAGACUAAUGAAUGAUAUGACAGCAGUUGCUUUGAAUUAUGGGAUUUAUAAGCAAGACCUUCCAGGCCCAGAAGAAAACCCACGGAUUGUGGUCUUUGUUGAUAUGGGACACUCAGCUUUCCAAGUGUCUGCCUGUGCUUUCAAUAAGGGUAAAUUAAAGGUUUUAGGAACAGCUUUCGAUCCUUUCUUGGGAGGAAGAAAUUUUGAUGAAAAACUAGUGGAGCACUUCUGUGCAGAAAUUAAAGCUAAAUACAAAUUAGAUGCAAAAUCUAAAAUUCGAGCACUCCUACGCCUCUAUCAAGAAUGUGAGAAACUGAAAAAGCUGAUGAGCUCUAAUAGCAUGGACCUCCCACUGAAUAUUGAGUGCUUUAUGAAUGACAUAGAUAUCUCCGGGAAGAUGAACAGAUCUCAGUUUGAAGAGCUAUGUGCUGAUCUCCUGCAAAAGAUAGAUAAGCCCCUUAAAUCAUUAAUGGAACAAACCCAACUCCAAGUAGAAGAUGUGAGUGCUGUGGAGAUUGUUGGAGGCACCACACGAAUUCCUGCAGUGAAAGAAAAGAUUGCCAAAUUUUUUGGGAAAGACAUCAGCACCACACUAAAUGCGGAUGAAGCUGUAGCCAGAGGUUGUGCCCUGCAGUGUGCCAUCCUGUCCCCAGCAUUUAAAGUACGAGAGUUUUCAGUCACAGAUGCAGUUCCUUUCCCAAUUUCUUUAGUCUGGAACAAUGACUCAGAAGGUGCUGAAGGUGUUCAUGAAGUAUUCAGCAGGAACCAUGCUGCUCCCUUCUCCAAAGUUCUCACUUUUUAUAGGAAAGGUCCCUUUGAGUUAGAAGCUUUUUACUCUGAUCCUGAAGGCUUUCCAUACCCAGAAGCAAAAAUUGGCCGCUUUGUAGUCCAAAAUGUUUCAGCUCAGAAAGAUGGCGAGAAAUCUAAAGUAAAAGUUAAAGUACGGGUCAACACUCAUGGCAUUUUUACAAUAUCUACUGCAUCAAUGGUGGAGAAAAUCCCAACAGAAGAAAGUGAGGGUUCCUCCAUUGAAACAGAUAUGGAGCAUCAGAGCCGACCCCCACCUGAAACCACAGACGUGGAUGCAAAUGAAAAGAAAGGAGAUCAACCUCCAGAAGCUAAAAAACCCAAAAUAAAGGUGGUGAAUGUUGAACUUCCCAUUGAAGCAAACUUGGUCUGGCAAUUGGGAAAAGACCUUCUCAAUAUGUAUAUUGAGACAGAAGGCAAAAUGAUCAUGCAAGACAAGCUAGAGAAAGAAAGGAAUGAUGCCAAAAAUGCAGUUGAAGAAUAUGUCUAUGAAUUCAGGGAUAAGCUAUCUGGGCCUUAUGAAAAGUUUGUAUGUGAACAGGAUCAUCAAAAUUUCCUGAAACUCUUAACAGAAACUGAAGAUUGGCUAUAUGAGGAGGGAGAGGACCAAGCCAAACAAGCAUAUGUUGACAAGUUGGACCAGUUAAUGAAAUUGGGCACUCCCAUUAAGAUUAGGUUUCAAGAAGCUGAGGAACGACCAAGAAUGUUUGAAGAGUUGGGACUAAAGCUGCAACACUAUGCAAAAAUAGCUGGCGACUACAGGAAUAAAGAUGAGAGAUACAUCCAUAUCGAUGAAUCCGAAAUGAAGAAAGUUGAAAAGUCUGUCAAUGAAACAAUGGAGUGGAUGAAUAAUGUCAUGAAUGCCCAAGCUAAAAGAAGCCUUGAUCAGGAUCCAGUUGUAUGUGGCAAUGAAAUUAAAAUGAAGGUGGAGGAAUUAAUCCAUGUUUGUGAACCAGUUGUGACACAACCGAAACCAAAAGUAGAAUCUCCCAAGCAGGAAAAAACACUCAAUGGCCCCAAUGUGGAGAAGAAUGAAGGUUUUGAAGUAAAAAAUAACCCUAAUGCUGAGGGCCUGCAUCAGAAUGGAGACUGUCACCCCAGUGAGAACAGCAGCAUUCAUAUGGAUUUGGACUAAAUCACAUGGAGUUAAGCAGGGUCACUACCAACAAAUGAUGGAAGAAAAUAUUUUUGCCAUAGUAUGUAAUUAGAAGAAACAUACUGAGACUUAUUUAUAAUUUCUUUUUUAAGAAUGUUUAGAAAUUUUUUGUGUAUUAUAUGGAAAAAUGAAAAGCCUAAGUGUGUAAUCAUUAUGAUCCUAAAAGGGAAAAUUGCCUUGGUAACUUUCAGAUUCCUGUGGAAUUGUGAAUUCAUACUAAGCUUCUCUUCAGUAUUAACCAUUUGCAUCAGUAAGGAUGAAAUUGAUUUUGUUUUCUGGAAAAAAAAAUGCACUGCUCAUUCAAGAGGGUUGUGACUAAAAAUCUUUAAGCAUUUGUUUCUGCCAAGGUAGUUUUCUUGCAUCUUACCCUCCUUUUCCGCAUGUGUGUGGGUGUGUAUGUGUGUAAAUAUGGUUAAAUCUGGUUUCAUGAGGGCUUUCCAAAAUGAAUUGUCUGAUAGACUAGGACUUUUUUCUUUAUUAUUAUUUAAAUUUCAUUGGAUAAAAACAAAAGAUAGUGAAAUGUAUUAGUAGCAUGCAGAACAAAACUUUAAAUUUUAUCUCUUGCUAAACAGUACAUUGUCCUGUGGAGAUUUACCAAUGUGUUGAUCCUGUUGUAAUUGGUAUUGUGAAGCAUUUAAUGAGCUUUAAUAAUAAAGUUCAUAUAAAGGUGUCAUUUCUAAA
Monodelphis domestica (gray short-tailed opossum) is the source of this 3589-nucleotide messenger RNA. It is a transcript of the gene HSPH1, whose product is annotated as heat shock protein family H (Hsp110) member 1. NCBI's taxonomy places the organism in Eukaryota, Metazoa, Chordata, Mammalia, Didelphimorphia, Didelphidae. Gene Ontology annotation, biological process: protein folding. The record is from RefSeq and is a predicted model, not a curated record. Gene Ontology annotation, molecular function: ATP binding; ATP-dependent protein folding chaperone. Gene Ontology annotation, cellular component: cytosol; nucleus.